Molecule: messenger RNA, 842 nt
Organism: Dermacentor albipictus
Lineage: Eukaryota; Metazoa; Arthropoda; Arachnida; Ixodida; Ixodidae
Source: RefSeq, a predicted model, not a curated record
GCUCCUGCAUGAGCCGAGUUUCCGCUCUAUCUGUGCAAACUCGCGCCACGUCUCGACACCUCAGCUGUUGAUAUAUAUGCGAGCCUCACUCGGGGCCUCAGCGUUCCUACACCCGCAGCGAACGAGCCGUACUCCAUAGGUCCGAAUGGCUAGCUACGGAGCAUACCAGCACAAGCCCGUCUGCCAGUGGGUAACGUGCUACGGCUGUCACAUACCAUCUAACGCGGUGCCUGGCGGUAAAGACGGCGCAGAAACCGUCUUCGUAGGACGCGCGGUGCACGACGAUGACGUCAUCCCGGGCAAGGUCCUACCUUCACACAGCUGCUGCUACGUCUCAUACGCCGGCGUCGAGCACAGUCACAGGGAAUAUCAGGUACUCGUCUCCACCGGCACCCCGAUGACGUGGGUACCAGAUUCCGACGGCUCCGUGCCAACCGGAGCCAUCCAGGGGGGUACUUGCGGCAAUGGAGAACCGCUGUACAUCGGCCGCGCCUACCACAACGGCACACUGACCAUCGGCAAGGUGCACCCAUCGCACAAAUGCCUGUACAUCCCGUAUGGUGGUGACGAGCACCGCUACACCGAAUACGAAGUGCUGGUUUGCAAGACGAUCAACUUCUGAAAAGCCGUUACACCCCUCCUAUACAGAGUUUCGGAGUGGCCACUCCGGAGUUUAAUUGCUUCCAGAAUCAGAUGGAUGGGAAAGGAAUGAAAACCCGAGGUUCCGGAAUGGAGUAUGAAUGAAGUGGGCACAUAGCCCUGGAACGCUAAAUGUUGAGAGUUAGAGCGAGACAACCAAACCGGCAAACUUGUCAUUUAGAAUAAAAUAGACUUGGCCAAUA